Messenger RNA from Babesia microti strain RI, 2856 nucleotides. RefSeq names its product ATP-dependent Clp protease ATP-binding subunit ClpB. The transcript is spliced from 13 exons. The coding region runs from base 1 to 2856 and encodes 951 amino acids. Gene Ontology annotation, molecular function: ATP binding; ATP hydrolysis activity. Lineage: Eukaryota; Apicomplexa; Aconoidasida; Piroplasmida; Babesiidae. Gene Ontology annotation, cellular component: cytoplasm. Gene Ontology annotation, biological process: cellular response to heat. The record is from RefSeq and is a predicted model, not a curated record.
AUGGGCUCACACUACCGUUUUAUUCCGAGGUAUAAUUGGCCAAAAUGGCCAAUUAUACCCCUUUUUAUAGCAAUUAUUGCUAUGGAAAUUAAUUCCUUGCAACAAUUUUGCCUGUCUAGACUUACAUUCAUCACCCCUCACCUACCAAAUUCUUUAAAUAACAGAUUCCGUCAACCAUUAGGAGCUGGAGAUCAUAUUAUCAACUCAAACGAUUACACGGAAAAUGCAUGGAAUGUACUGUCCAAACUUGGCGAUAUAAGUUCAAAGUAUCAAAGCGCAUAUGUAGAAGCUGAUACUUUGCUUUUGGGAUUAUUAGAUGAUGAAAAGGACAGUAUUUGCAUGCGUGCCUUGGAAUCCAUUCCUGUAGAUACGGAAAAGCUUAAGGAGGAUCUUGAGACACAUCUGAAAAGACAACCCAAAAUGUCUGGAGGUUUCGAACAAAAGGUUCUAGGCAGAAUCUUGCAAAAUGUUUUGGGCACUAGUAAGAGGAUUAAAGCUGAAUUUGGAGACGAUUACAUAAGUGUUGAGCACUUGCUAUUGGCAAUAGCUGCCGAGGAUACAAAGUUUAUGCGUCCUUGGUUAUCGCGCAAUAAAAUAUCUGUUGACAGGCUGAAAAAGGCCAUUCAACAGAUUAGAGGGAAGAGAAAAAUUACUACAAAAAAUCCCGAACUUUCCAUGAGGGCACUGGAAAAAUUCAGUAGAGAUCUUACUGCUAUGGCAAGAGCAGGAAAGUUAGACCCUGUGAUUGGUCGCGAUAAAGAGAUCAGACGGACCAUAGAAAUUUUGUCACGAAGGACUAAGAACAAUCCAGUGUUACUGGGUGACCCUGGUGUUGGUAAGACGGCAAUUGUUGAGGGGCUGGCCACUAGAAUUAUCAGCGGCGAUGUACCAGAUUCGCUUCGAGAUAGACGGAUAAUUUCAUUAGACCUAGCUUCACUCGUGGCAGGCACUCAAUAUAGAGGAGAGUUUGAAGAGAGAUUGAAGGCGAUUUUGAAGGAAGUUGAGUACUCUCAGGGGGAAAUAGUGUUAUUUAUUGAUGAAAUACACACAGUUGUAGGGGCAGGAGAUGCACAAGGGGCCAUUGAUGCGGGGAAUAUGCUUAAGCCUAUGCUUGCACGCGGAGAAUUAAGAUGCAUAGGUGCAACAACCGUCCAAGAAUAUCGUCAAAGAAUUGAAAAGGACAAGGCACUUGAGCGUCGAUUCCAACCAGUUAUGGUCGAUCAACCCAGCGUUGAAGAGACAAUAUCCAUUUUGAGAGGGCUGAGAGAGCGCUAUGAAGUACAUCAUGGCGUUCGGAUAUUGGACUCUACGAUAAUUCAGGCAGCACAACUAUCGGAUAGAUAUAUAAGCGACCGAUUUCUUCCAGACAAGGCGAUAGAUCUUAUAGAUGAGGCUGCUGCUAGGCUUAAAAUACAGUUAUCCUCAAAGCCGAUCCAACUAGAUCACAUCGAACGUCGUUUGCUGCAGCUUGAAAUGGAGAAGAUAUCUAUUGAAACAGAUCAAAACCAGCGUGGUAAAUCAUCGCAAUUCCUCUUCUCCGGAUCGGCAGAAGUGGAUCCGUCUAGACUAUCGGCCAUCUCUGUCACUAUGGAAAAGCUGACAAAGGAAAGGGACGAACUAACAGAGGCCUGGAUGGCAGAAAAGACAUUGGUAGAUGCGAUUCGCAAUGUAAAGGAACGCAUGGAUGUUGUGAAGAUUGAGAUUGAAAAGGCAGAAAGGGAUUUUGAUCUUAAUCGCGCAGCGGAGCUGCGAUUUGAGACCUUGCCAGAUCUAGAAAAACAACUUAACGAGGCUUCCAACAAAUACCAGGAACAUGUGGAGCAGAUUGAGGCCAAGGGUGGCCAAAGGUUACUUCGCGACGAGGUAACUAGGGAGGAUGUGGCAAGUGUCGUGUCUAGAUGGACUGGAAUCCCGGUUUCUAGACUUGUUAAAUCGCAGAGGGACAAGAUACUACAUUUAUCAGAUGAAUUGCAUAAACGUAUUGUGGGACAAAAUAAUGCGGUAGACAUUAUCACCCAAUCUGUACAGCGUUCUAGGGUGGGUAUGAACGACCCUAACAAGCCAAUUGGGGCCUUUAUGUUCCUAGGACCCACUGGAGUGGGUAAAACUGAGCUUUGCAAGGCAUUGGCGGAGCAAUUAUUUGAUACGGAAGAUUCAAUAGUGCGUUUUGACAUGUCAGAAUACAUGGAAAAACACUCGGUUUCUAGGCUAGUUGGCGCCCCUCCUGGCUAUGUCGGUUUUGAGCAAGGCGGACUGCUCACAGAGGCCAUAAGACGCAAGCCUUAUAGCAUAGUUCUGUUUGACGAAAUUGAGAAAGCACAUCCGGAUGUGUUUAAUUUGAUGUUACAAGUGUUAGACGAUGGGAGACUCACGGAUUCUACCGGGUGUAAGGUCAACUUUUCAAAUUGUUUGAUUGUGUUUACAAGCAACUUGGGCAGCCAAGCCAUAUUGGACAUGGCACAUCUGCCAGAUAAGAAGGUGGAGAUGAACAAUAAUGUAAUGGGAGCGGUGAGGAAGUCAUUCAGCCCCGAAUUUUUAAAUAGGAUGGAUGAGUUUGUCGUGUUUGAUGCAUUGACUAAGAGCGAACUCAAACAAAUUGUAAGCAUAGAGCUCUCAAAACUGGCAGAUAGACUAUUAGAUCGCAACAUACGCAUAAGUGUCGACGAUUCGACCAUGCAGUACAUAGCCGAUAUAGGGUAUGAUCCAGUGUACGGAGCCAGGCCGCUUAAACGUACAAUACAAAGACAGCUAGAGUCUCCCCUGGCCAAAGGGAUUCUCGAGCAAAAGUUUCAGCCAGGAGACUCUUUACUUGUCUCCCAUGACAUCAACAGGGGCAUAGUCAUUAACAAGCGAUAA